Molecule: messenger RNA, 3184 nt
Organism: Linum tenue
Lineage: Eukaryota; Viridiplantae; Streptophyta; Magnoliopsida; Malpighiales; Linaceae
Source: the annotation of a GenBank genome assembly
AGCCUUGUAAUCCAUUUAGUGCCCUCUCUCUCUUCCCGCCUACUCUGUUGCGUUCGUUUCCCCUUCUAAGGUAGAAUCGUAUGCUACUUCGCGCGGCUCUCUAGGGUUUUUGUUUCUGCUCUCCCGCGAUGCUUCCUUUCUCACGCUUCGUUCUCGGCCACCGUUCAAUUCCCUCUCUCCGCCACCGCCGCCGGCAACGGAGACUCCUGUCUAUCUCCUCCUCGCCAAACGUUCCGCUCUCACACCCGACUUACAUGAUAUGGGCGUCCAACACCUCCCUCGGCAAAACACUCGUCUCUACUGGUCUAGCUUCCUCCUUCCUUCUCUCCCGCUCCUCUUACGCCGAGCAUCGCAAGCUCCUCUAUCUCAAACCCGUUCAGACUGGAUUCCCGGCCGACUCUGACUCCCAUUUCGUCUUCUCCAGACUGUGCUCACUCGCUUCCCUGCGAAGCUCAGGAGGUCCCUCUCUCUCAUUUUCCGCCUCCAAUUCCGUUAUCAAAUCCUCUCUUCCGGCUGCUAUUGCCCUCUCGGGCCGAAAUUCCCUGCCCGGGGAACGAAUUCCCGCGUUCUGCGAGGAAAGCAAAUUUCUACGGACCGCGGGUACCGGUUCUGCCGAGUUAGUGUGUGAAACGUUAUAUGCAUGGAAGGAAGCUGUUUCCCCGCACUUGGCCGCCGAGAGAGAGAAUUGUGCGGUGCCGGAUUCCUUACUGGUGGAGAUGUUGGAGAAGCAUUUGACGGCUUCUCUGGAAGGGGUGUUUCAGAAGGAGAGUAAACAGGACUUCUGUAUUGUUGAGACAGCUGGAGGUGUUGCAAGUCCUGGUCCGUCUGGAACCUUGCAAUGCGAUUUGUAUAGGCCAUUCCGUCUUCCUGGUGUUCUUGUCGGAGAUGGGCGGCUUGGUGGCAUAUCUGGGACUAUUUCAGCUUAUGAGAGUCUGAAACUUCGAGGUUAUGAUAUUGUUGCAGUGGUGUUUGAGGAUCAUGGACUUGCUAACGAGGUUCCAUUACUAUCAUAUUUCAGAAACAGGGUGCCUAUAUUUGUGUUGCCGUCCAUACCACUGGAUAUGUCAAAUGACCUAGUGGACUGGUUUAACGAUUCUGAAGUAGUAUUCAAUUCUCUUAGGGAAAUAAUGGUCUCAACAUUUUCAGAAAGGAUACAGAGAUUGAAUGACAUGCCAAAGAAAGCAGGGGAUAUUUUAUGGUGGCCAUUUACUCAGCACAAGCUUGUACCUGAAGCCAGUAUAACUGUUAUCGAUUCACGAUGCGGGGAGAACUUUGCAGUUUAUAAGGAUAGAAAGGGUGGAUCAAUAACUCAGCAAUUUGAUGCAUGUGCUAGCUGGUGGACUCAAGGGCCUGAUGCUGCUCUACAGAUUGAGCUUGCAAGAGAAUUGGGCUAUGCUGCUGGACGAUUUGGUCAUGUGAUGUUCCCGGAGAAUGUUUAUGAGCCAGUAUUAGAAUGUGCAGAACUUCUGCUCGAGGGUGUAGGCAAAGGUUGGGCUGCCAGGAGUUACUUUUCUGAUAACGGGUCAACUGCGAUUGAAAUUGCCCUCAAAAUGGCAUUCCGCAAAUUCUGUAAUGAAAAUGAUGUGCUUCCUGUCAGGAGCAAUACUGGUGGGAGAUGCUUUGACCUGAAGGUAUUAGCUCUUAAUGGGUCUUACCACGGUGACACAUUGGGUGCAAUGGAAGCUCAAGCACCAUCAUCAUAUACGGCCUUCAUCCAACAGCCAUGGUACAGUGGAAGAGGGUUUUUUCUGGACCCUCCUACUGUUUCUAUAUGCAACAAUAUGUGGAUUGUCUCUUUACCGGCUGGCAUGCAUUCAGGGGAUCUGUAUAAUGUGGUGACAACCUACAGUUCCCGGGAUGAAAUAUUCCACAAGAGCAGAGAUAAGUCAGAUCUUGCUCAGGCUUAUUUGUCAUACAUAUCAGAACAGUUGGUUUCGUUCUCAGAUAAAGAACCAUCAGUCCAGAUUGGAGCAUUAAUUGUAGAACCAGGCAACACUAGGAACUUGGUUGUGCCAACCACUUCUUUCGGUGCCUUGUUAUUUGUAUGGUUCAUUGUUGACAAUGUUAUACAAGGAGCUGGAGGUAUGCUUCUCAUUGAUCCACUUUUCCAACGGGUUCUAGUCAAUGAAUGCCGAGGGAAAAAGAUUCCAAUUAUAUUCGAUGAAGUUUUUACUGGGUUCUGGCGUCUUGGUGUCGAGACUGCAGCAGAACUACUUGGAUGUGUACCUGACAUAGCCUGCUUCGCAAAGCUGAUGACUGGUGGUGUUAUACCGCUGGCUGCUACAUUGGCCACAGAAGCAGUUUUUGAUUUGUUCACUGGUGACUCAAAACUGAAUGCCCUCUUGCACGGACACUCUUACUCUGCACAUGCAAUGGGGUGCACUGCUGCUACUAAAGCGAUCAAAUGGUUUAAAGAUCCCAAGUCUAAUGCUAAUAUCCUUUCUGAAGGAGGGUUGCUUAAGGAGUUGUGGGACCCAGAGCUGGUAGCACGGAUAUCUUCCCAUCAUUCAGUCCAAAGAGUGGUUGCAUUAGGGACGGUAUUUGUUGUAGAACUACGAGCUGAAGGGAACAAUGCAGGGUAUGCUUCAACAUAUACAAGAGGACUUAUUAUGAAGUUGCGGGAAGAUGGGGUGUACAUGAGGCCACUGGGCAACGUCAUCUAUCUAAUGUGUACACCUUUAACGUUGCCUAGUACCUGCAGGGGGUUGCUUGUCAAACUUCUCAGGAGACUGCAACAGUUCGGCGAACCCUCGAGUUAAAUACUAUCGGUACGUUGGGAACUCUUUGUAUGUGUCUCCUUGUAUUUCUUGUUUGAUAUCUGGAAGGCACAGCUUCCAUUUCUAUGGUUGUGGAAGUUAAUUAGUGACGUUGGCUACUACUACGAACUUGAUAACUUGAAUACAUCCUUCUUUCUCUUUUUCCCCCAUUUUGUUACCAAAUAAGUAGGGAUGACAAUUUCGACUUGACCUGUUUGGCCUGUUUUGGGGCGUGUCAGACUCGUCCCGUAGGCGGGGUGGGGCGGGCAUGGGUACUCUCAUCGACCCGACCUGCCCUGACCCGCCCUAUUUACGACCCGUUCUUACAUGUAAGUUUAGUCAAACUACUUAGGAUUUUCCUUUUAUUACAUCAUAUGGUUAUAAUAAAGUUGUAAAUUAGACAAAACCUUAAUUUAUCCAAUAAUUUA